UGUGGGCUUUUCGUAAAUUAAAAAAAUAUAAAUAAAUUGCUUUAAAAAAAAAGAUGCACUCCUACCGCAACCCAGCUAUCGCAGCGUUUUUACUACUCCUAAGCCAAUUCGCUGUUAUUGCCAAUUCGCAACCGCCACAGGAUUUGGCCGCCAAAUUAAAGCUGGCAUGUCCAGAGCGCUGCGCUUUAGCUUUCCGCUGUGAUCCCUACUAUAGCGGCCCACCUGUAUGGGCGAUUGUAGAUGACAUUUGCAAGCUUUUCAAAACCGACUGUAUCUUAGCCAGUGUCAACUGUCAGCGUCAGAAUGAAUGCAGGCCAAGAUUGGUUGCAACCUCACAGCAAAUAUGCCAGCUAAAGUGUGUGGACGUGUGCGACAAUUUGCCCAGUGCACCGGUGUGUGCCAGUUUUCCCUAUGUGACUGUGCGCGGUGGUCGAAAUGAUGGCAUGUUAACAUUUAAAAAUCAAUGCGAAUUGGACAAGUGGUCUUGUUGGAAUGCGAAAGCAUAUGUAUCUGUCCAGAAUGGUACCUGUUUUUGAAGUAAAUCCUAUCAUGUCGCAUGGAUUAAGACAAGUAAUAAUAUUGGAAAACACUCUCUCACCUCUUGUAAGAAUUUUAUUUAAUUAUUAAUUUUGAUUAAAAGUAAUCGUAUACGAAGGGUGAAUUCCUAUACAAAUUCAUGACGAAUCACGAAUUAUUUUUAUUGCAAAAUAUAAAACUGAAGAGUAAGUAAAUGAAAAAUGUAGAAAAAUAAUA
Messenger RNA from Rhagoletis pomonella (apple maggot), 753 nucleotides. Its product is annotated as salivary glue protein Sgs-5-like. The transcript is spliced from 3 exons. The coding region runs from base 54 to 536 and encodes 160 amino acids. The record is from RefSeq and is a predicted model, not a curated record. Lineage: Eukaryota; Metazoa; Arthropoda; Insecta; Diptera; Tephritidae.